UUGAACACCUCUGCUAGCUGGCUCUAUAUGUUUUGUUUUCAAGUUGAUGGCAAUAUUGAAUAACAUUAGGUUACAUGAUAAUGUUGAUAAGUGUUGAAAAUACCGCAGAAAUCUUGUGGAAAUGCAUAGCAUGGCAUAUUACAUAAUUAUCCAUCAACUUAUUCAGUUCUUUUUGUUUGCCAUAUCAUAUCAAGGAAAGAAUCAAUAGCAGUUAGCAGUUCGAUUUAGUAUGAGCGUAUAGCAUUCAGUAGCAUCCAUUUCCAGGCAAAUUCAUUCAUAUAAUUUUUUUUAUGUGUAUAUAUCGUUAUUAAGUUUUGUAGGAACUGUAUUACACGAUUUUAUGAACAGACGUGUUACUCCCAAUCUGAUUGUUGCCCACUCCGUUUCAAAACAAACUAUUGUCUGAAUUUGAACUUCAGAACCAACCUCAGUUAACACCAGCACACAUAAAAGCUUACAAGCUAGCAAGGUAACCAACCAGAAGCUAGGUUGCUAGCUGCUAGCUAGAAUAUAACACAAAAUCACUGGGGUCUUUUAUGCAGCAUAGUCUUAAGAAACAUUUGGCUGUCGCAAGAAUUGUGGUGCUAAGAAAACAUGCUUUGAAUUGUCAUCGAAUGAAACCUGCAUUGUUCAGUGUGUUAUGUGAGAUUAAAGAAAAAACUGGUUUGUCUAUGCGCAAUGCACAGGAGGAGGAGCCACCAGAUCCCCAGCUUGUCCGAUUAGACAACAUGCUGCUGGCUGAAGGUGUGGCAGGCCCCGAGAAAGGGGGCGGGGCUGCCGCUGCGGUGUCCGCGGCGACCAGUUCAGGCGGGAUGUCGCCAGACAGUUCACUGGAGCAUUCUGACUACAAGAGCAAGCUUAGCCAGAUUCGGACCAUCUAUCACACUGAGCUGGAGAAAUAUGAGCAGGCCUGCAACGAGUUCACCACCCACGUGAUGAACCUGUUGCGGGAGCAGUCCCGCACGCGGCCUGUGUCUCCCCGCGAGAUUGAGCGCAUGGUGGCCAUCAUCCACCGCAAGUUCAGUGCCAUCCAGACUCAGCUCAAGCAGAGCACCUGUGAGGCCGUCAUGAUCCUGCGCUCACGCUUCCUCGAUGCCAGGCGCAAGCGGCGUAACUUCAGCAAGCAAGCCACAGAGGUCCUCAAUGAGUACUUCUACUCGCACCUCUCCAACCCUUACCCCAGCGAGGAGGCCAAGGAAGAGCUGGCUAAGCAGUGUGGGAUCACCGUCUCGCAGGUGUCCAACUGGUUUGGCAACAAGCGGAUUCGUUACAAGAAGAACAUUGGCAAGUUCCAGGAAGAGGCUAAUAUCUACGCCAUGAAGACAGCCCUGGGGGCCACGCAGCAGAGCGAGGACUCGCCGCACACGCCCAACUCCACCGGCUCUGGCUCCUUCUCCCUGUCGGGGUCGGCUGACCUCUUCCUGGGAGUGCCUCCGAUGAACGGGGCCGAGCAGCCGGCCUAUCACAUGGGAGCUCAGGACUCUAUUUCUCAAUCGGGUUUCUCAGACAGACUGUAUAGUCCCAGAGAGAGCCGGACUAAUGGCAACUGGCAGGAUCCGAACAGUCCGCCGUCGGCCACCUCGCCCGUCAGCGACCACUCAGACAACUCCGACUGAUGGAUGUGGCCGCUCUCCGAACCAGCCCGCCAGGCUCGGGGUCGACAACAACAACGACGAUAACGCCGAUGACGACUAGACAGAUUGAAUGAUGGUCACUCUUUAUCCUUCACCACCCCCCCCCACCCCACCCCACCCCCCCACACACCUGUUACCCUCACUCCGCCGGUUUCACCUUAUUUUUCAAGUCAGUUCAUGUGCUUCUUCACUAUGUGUGUGUGAGUGCUCGUGAGUGUAUGUAUGUCUUUCUGUAAAUGUGUAUGAAAGAGAGAGAGUGUGUGUGUGUGUGUGUGUGUGUGUGUGUGCGUACGUGUGUAUUGGGUUGAGGGUGAAGUUCCCGUGUGUGUGUGUUAAAGGGAGCUCAGGAGGAAGACAAAGAGGAUCAUGGGAUAUUUUUUUUCUCCACUAUAACAUUAUCUCCACUAGUUACUGCCGUGUCUGAGUGCUUGUAGAAAUUGGAGAAAAAAUCAUCACGAAAGCUUUCAUGAAUACUAUAUUAUUAUUAUUAUUAUUGUUAUUUUUAUCAUUGCUAUUAUCUUUUGUUUCUUAAGAGCUCUGAUAGAAGUGAAUUGACUUGGGUGAAGGGGGCAAUAGAGAUAAUCCAAAGAUUGUGUUUUUCUGAGUGUGUGUGUGUGUGUGUGUGUGUGUUUGUGUGUGUUUUCCUCUUUUUUUUACUGGGCUUGUGUGUGGAUCUAUUAUAUGAAUGAGGUGCGUUUGCUGUCCCUAUAUACGGUUUGAAUGAGUAUAUCAACAGUGCUGUCUUUUUUCUGUACAGUGAAACACCUGUAUUCUCUACCUCUUUUACAAUAAAGACUGUCUGUGUACACAUUCAGAAA
Messenger RNA from Alosa alosa (allis shad), 2452 nucleotides. It is a transcript of the gene pbx2, whose product is annotated as pre-B-cell leukemia homeobox 2. Gene Ontology annotation, cellular component: nucleus. NCBI's taxonomy places the organism in Eukaryota, Metazoa, Chordata, Actinopteri, Clupeiformes, Clupeidae. The record is from RefSeq and is a predicted model, not a curated record. The transcript is spliced from 9 exons. Bases 537 to 1616 code for a protein of 359 amino acids. Gene Ontology annotation, molecular function: RNA polymerase II cis-regulatory region sequence-specific DNA binding; DNA-binding transcription factor activity, RNA polymerase II-specific. Gene Ontology annotation, biological process: brain development; regulation of transcription by RNA polymerase II; neuron development.